This is a messenger RNA of Tetranychus urticae (two-spotted spider mite), 1263 nucleotides long. RefSeq names its product cysteine dioxygenase type 1. Gene Ontology annotation, molecular function: ferrous iron binding; cysteine dioxygenase activity. Lineage: Eukaryota; Metazoa; Arthropoda; Arachnida; Trombidiformes; Tetranychidae. The record is from RefSeq and is a predicted model, not a curated record. Gene Ontology annotation, biological process: L-cysteine catabolic process.
CUGAUUUUAGUCAGUGAAAAACAACUGAUCUUAAUAAAACCAAUGAGACUUACAUUUUUGCUUCAACAUACAAUUCUGGUUGCACGAUUAACAAUAUUACCAAAUUCACUUUUUUUAGAAAUCAACUUAAAAAUUAUUAUAAUUUGUGGUUUAAAGUAUUUUCCUUGUUUGAUUCAAUCAAUUGUUUUAAGUGAUAAUCUUUGAAAAGACGUUAUUUUUGAAAUUGUCUGCUGCCAACGAAAGACUGAGAUCCAAUCCUUUUUUUAAGUAUCUGUAAUAUCUCUAGUCCAUUCCUGAUCUUUCUUAACUGUACAUCGAUUAAUUAUGGAAAGCAAAGAGCAAGCAGUUAACUUGGAUGGCCUUAUCAAGCAAUUGCGUGAAAUAUUUGACAAUGACAAAGUUGAUAUUGACCAGGUUAAGCAAUUAAUGUCCACACAUCGAAGUAAUCCAAAAGAAUGGCGAAAAUAUGCUCAUUUUGAUCGCCACAGAUAUACGCGUAAUUUGAUUGAUACUGGUAAUGGCAAAUACAACCUUAUCCUUAUUUGCUGGUCUCCUGGUCAAGGAAGCGGAAUUCAUGAUCAUGCCAAUUCUCACUGUUUCAUGAAGAUGAUGUCUGGUUCACUUCUUGAGACUCAAUUUGCGUGGCCUGAGAAUAGCGAAAUAGAUCCCGAAACUCAUUUCGAUGAAGGAAGUGAGCUCAAAGCUAUAUCAAAAACAACUUUCAAAUGUGAUCAAGUAGCUUACAUUAAUGAUACAAUUGGUCUUCACCGUGUGGAAAAUCCAAGCCAUGUGGAACCAGCUGUUAGUCUUCAUCUUUACGCACCAGCGAUAAACAAAUGUCAUGUUUAUGAUCAAAGAACUGGUAAAAGUACCUUAGUUUCAUGUACAUUCUUCAGUGAAAGCGGUGUACGGACUCCGUACAAGGUUACCGAGAAGAAAGGAUUCUUGACUUUUGAAAGCAAAGUCAAAAACGAUGAACAACAUAUUAUCGAUACUAAUGGAUCGUCCAAAACUUCAAUCAUUCCAGCCUGAUUAUUGAUGUAACCUGUGAAUCGAUCAGGAAAUGUAGACAUUUCAAGCAAUUUAAAACAUUUGUUUGGUUACUGAUUUAUAUUUUUAAAAACUGCAUUUUAUUAUAGUAACACUUUGAUGAGUCUAUUUUGCGGAAUCAACAAUUUUAUCUGAUGAUUAACAAUGUCAUUAAACUGGCGAUACUCAUGAAAAGAGUUCACCUCAAUUAAACAUAAUCUCAUUAAUUGAUUA